AUGACUUCUCAAGCCAGCAACACCGAAAUGACCGAUACGUCAAGAUUGCACCCUCACUGGGAGUCCCCAGCCAAUAGUUACACAAUUCCUGGUCCCUCGACCGAGACAAGCUCUGGUAAUGUAGAAUCAUCCCAGAGCUGCCAGGAACCCAGCACCCCAAACGCGCCCGGAGAUGCUUUCGUGGAUAUUGACUUGGGCAAUCCCUCAACCCCACUCAACGACAGCAGCAACAACGAGAAAAAGGAAAAGAAGAAAGGCCGACACUACGACAGAUAUGACACACGGGGCCUUAUUAUGGUAGCCAUCGUCCUCGGCCUAAUUGCAGGCUCGGGCUAUCUCAUGUGGGGAGAGUUCCACAAAGAUAAGCACGAACGAAGUGCCAGUGUGAACAGCACAAACGAGACUGCCCCCAACGUGACUCUGGCGACGCGCGAUGUCCCCAAAGUCGUUUUGCCUCUGUGGGAUGAUAAUGAUCAUAAUGAUGACUCGGACGACGUCAGCGCAGAAGAUAUACCGGGCGGCAUGCCUCCGAACGAAAAGUCUGAGUGUAUGUGUCCCCUGGUGCAAGAGUAA
Molecule: messenger RNA, 573 nt
Organism: Penicillium manginii
Lineage: Eukaryota; Fungi; Ascomycota; Eurotiomycetes; Eurotiales; Aspergillaceae
Exons: 3
Coding region: 1-573 (190 amino acids)
Source: RefSeq, a predicted model, not a curated record